Messenger RNA from Pungitius pungitius (ninespine stickleback), 4113 nucleotides. RefSeq names its product aminoadipate-semialdehyde synthase (gene aass). Gene Ontology annotation, molecular function: saccharopine dehydrogenase activity. Lineage: Eukaryota; Metazoa; Chordata; Actinopteri; Perciformes; Gasterosteidae. The coding region runs from base 413 to 3196 and encodes 927 amino acids. The transcript has 24 exons. Gene Ontology annotation, cellular component: cytoplasm. The record is from RefSeq and is a predicted model, not a curated record.
GAAGUUAACAUUUCCACCAAAUCUAGUGGUCUUAGCUUCAGAACAAAAACCCCAAUUGUACUUGAAACUACUUCAGAUAAAUAUAAAGAAAUACAUAUCCUGAAACUGGGUCGAAAAGGGUUUUGUUCCACGUUUUAUUUUGAAAUUUCGACCGGAUAUGGUUUAGAUUCCCCCUGCCCACAGCCCCGUGGGAGGUCGCUGCUCGUCUCACCUCUGCGUGACUCUCCCGGUGUUUGUCGCUGAACCGUCGCCACGUUUUCGUCGCCACGGAGCCGGCGCGGUGAACCGAGAAAAAGCGGCCAACGUAACUUGACCUCUGGCUCAUUCUCUGGCCUGAGGGGGUCAAACGUACGGUGCUGCACGGUAGCAAUUAAAGACGUGUCUCGGUGUCAAAGCAGCGUGCGGCGACGUCAUGUACAGACUCCUCCAGCGAGGGAGGACGCGGAGCUGCCUCUCCAACCAGCGCCGCCAUGAGCACCACCAGGCCGUCAUGGCCAUCCGCCGCGAGGACGUCAACCCCUGGGAGCGGAGGGCGCCGCUGGCCCCCAAACACGUGAAAGAGCUCACCACCGCCGGCGUCAAGGUCCUCCUGCAACCAUCCAACCGCAGAGCCAUCCACGAGAAGUACUACAUCAGGGCGGGCGCCGUCCUCCAGGAGGACCUAUCGGAGGCGUCUCUGAUUCUCGGGGUGAAGAGGCCGCCGGAGGAGAAGGUCAUUCCCAGGAAGACCUACGCCUUCUUCUCCCACACCAUCAAGGCCCAGGAGCCCAACAUGGGGCUUCUGGAUGACCUGCUGAAGAAGGAGGUCCGUCUGAUCGACUACGAGAAGAUGGUGGAUGCCAACGGCUUCCGGAUCGUAGCAUUCGGCCACUGGGCCGGCAUCGCAGGAAUGAUUAACAUCUUGCACGGGCUGGGGCUUCGCUUCCUGGCUCUGGGUCACCACACCCCCUUCAUGCACAUCGGCAUGGCGCACAACUACCGCAACGUCAGCCAGGCCAUCCAGGCAGUGAGGGAUUGUGGGUACGUGGUGUCCAUGGGGCUCAUGCCCAAAUCCAUCGGCCCCGUGACCUUUUGCUUCACCGGCACCGGCAACGUCUCCAAGGGCGCCCAGGACAUCCUCAACGAGCUCCCCGUGGAGUACGUGGAGCCUCACGAGCUGAAGGACGUCUCCGAAACGGGAGAUAUGACCAAAGUGUACGCCACCGUGCUGAGCCGACACCACCACCUGAUGAGGAAGAGCGACGGCAUCUACGACCCCAUGGAGUACGAGGACCACCCGGAGCUUUACACCUCCCACUUCAGGACCAGCGUGGCGCCCUACACGACGUGUCUCAUCAACGGGAUUUACUGGGACCCCCAAACCCCUCGACUCCUCAGGCGGCUGGACGCCCAGAAGCUGAUGCGACCCAAGCCGUCGCUCACCGCCACCGAGGGGUCGCCGGCGCUUCCCCACAAACUGCUGGCCAUCUGCGACAUAUCGGCUGACACCGGGGGCUCCAUAGACUUCAUGAACGAGUGCACCACCAUCGAUAAGCCCUUCUGCAUGUACGACGCCGACCAGCACAUCGACCACGACAGCGUGGAGGGCAACGGGAUCCUCAUGUGCUCCAUCGACAACCUUCCGGCUCAGCUGCCCAUCGGCGCCACCGAGUACUUCGGGGACCGGCUCUUCCCGUACCUCUGGGAGAUGCUGCCUUCGGACGCCACCAGGCCGCUGGACGAAGAGGACUUCAGCCCCCAAGUCAGAGACGCCGUCAUCACAUCGAACGGAGUCCUCACUCCAAAGUUUGAAUACAUCGAAAAACUCAGAGAAAAAAGAGAGAAGGCGCAGGUCAUGAAGAAGUCGGGGAUGAAGCGCGUCCUGCUGCUGGGCUCCGGUUACGUCUCUGGACCCAUCGUGGAGUAUCUGACCCGCGAUGAGAAGACCCAGGUCACCGUGGCUUCGGUGCUGCUGAAACAAGCGGAGCAGCUGGCAGCCAAAUAUCCAAACACCAUCCCCAUCAUGCUGGACGUGGGCAGCCAGGAGGGACACCUGGACUCUCUGAUCAAAGACCACGACCUGGUCAUCAGCAUGCUGCCCUACUCGCUCCACCCGCUCAUCGCCGCGCACUGCAUCCGGAGGAAGGUCAACAUGGUGACCGCCAGCUACCUGAGCCCCGCCAUGAAGGAGCUGCAGAGCAGUGCGGAGGAGGCCGGCGUCACCAUAGUCAACGAAAUGGGUCUGGACCCGGGGAUCGACCACAUGCUCGCCAUGGAGUGCAUCGACAAGGCCAAAGCCGACGGCUGCACCGUGGAGUCCUACAGCUCCUUCUGCGGAGGUCUUCCUGCCCCCGAAUGCUCCGACAACCCUCUGCGCUACAAGUUCAGCUGGAGCCCGUACGGCGUCCUCCUCAACACCAUCAGCCCCGCCGUCUUCCUCCGGGACAACCAGGUGGUGAGCAUCCCGGCUGGCGGCGCCCUGAUGGAGUCCAGCACGCCGAUGGAUUUCUUCCCCGGUUUCAACCUGGAAGGAUUUCCAAACCGCGACAGCACCAAGUACGCCGAGUCCUACGGGAUCCAGACGGCACACACGCUGAUCAGAGGGACGCUGCGCUUCAAGGGCUUCUCCAAGGCCAUGAGCGGCUUUGUCAAACUGGGUCUGAUCAACAGCGAGGCCUGUCCCAUCCUGAAGCCCACCUCGGCCCCCGUCUCCUGGAAAGCGCUCCUCUGUAGGCAGCUGGGAUUGUCCUCCUCCAUUUCCCACAAUGCCUUUGAAGAAGCCGUGUUCGACCGCAUCGGGAAGGACGACUUUGUGAUGGACACCCUGCGGUGGUUCGGGAUGCUGAGCGACCAGCCGGUGGUCCAAGCCGACAGCGUUCUGGCCGCGCUGGCUAAACACCUGGAGGCCAACCUCUCCUUCGACAAGUCUGAGCGAGACAUGAUCAUCAUGAGGAACGACAUCGGGCUUCGCCACCCGACCGGCGAGCUGGAGACCAAACACAUCAGCCUGGCGGUGUACGGCGACCCCACCGGCUUCUCCGCCAUGGCCAAGACCGUGGGUUACCCAGCAGCCAUCGCUGCCCGCAUGGUCCUCGAUGGCGGAAUCACCACCAAGGGACUCGUGGUUCCCAUGACGAAGGACAUCUACGGGCCGGCGCUGGCCUGCCUGAAGGAGGAAGGACUUCACUUCAUGUCCAAGAGCUCCCUGCAGGAGUAAGAGCCCCCCCUGCAGGAGGAGUAAGAGCCCCCCUGCAGGAGGAGGAAGAGCCCCCCUGCAGGAGGAAGAGUGAAUGCAACAAGUAGUUUAAAUUGAAAUGUAUCCGUUUACUGAGACCUGAUUGACGCCUGAAUGAUGCCAUCCGAACAUUAUUUAGAAAGUUCUUAAUGUUAGAAGAAAACCAAAAUGUGACAUUUUAUUUGAGUGGUUUUUAAGGGUGAAGUAACCCAGAUUGUAGUAUUUAUUGUGUGCCACCUUAGAGAGAGGGAUAUAUAUAUUUCUUUCUGGGUGGGGGGAGGGGGGGUCGCCCUGUAAACGGUUUGUUACAUGCUUUAAACAAAUACCCAGAGAUAUUUUUUAAGUAGCUGAGAUAUAUUUUUUAUGUACUUUAUAUGAGGCUCCAUGAGGACGUUUUGUGGGUUAAAGAGGAAAACACUAAUGAGGAGAAUUUAAAGUCAAUGGUUUAUGAAACUAAUCAUUUAGUCCCUGGUUAGUCUCUGGUGACAUUCAUAAGAUUCCUGAUUACAAAACACUCAUUUGUUUGUAAAAACUUAAUCAAACAUUUGUUUUGUCGAAAUGUAAAAAAGUUACAUGAAUUACCCUAAUUAUGUUACAUUCUUUCUUCUUUAAUGAUUUACACACAGAUGGUAACUGCAAAUGUAAUUAUUUGCAUUGACUAAGUCGAGUGGAAUGUUUAGUUGCGUCGUGUUUUUAGUAGGGCCGGGACUCGAUUAAAAAUAUUAAUCUAAUUAAUUAGAGACUUUGAGUCUCGAUGUGAAAAAAUAAGUGUAAAAAUGCGUAAAAAAUGUUUAAUGUGUUAUUAAUUAAUUAAUUACAAUGUGAAUUAAGAUUAAUCGUAAUUAACGCGCUAAAGUCCCGACCCUAGUUUUGAGUCAUUAAAGCAUCUUUGAUUCUUU